GAUUUCUGGCGGCAUCUCCAGAAACACACCCUCUUCUUUUCACAAUCUUCAACUGAAAAAGACGAUUGAAGACUAUCCAUAAAAGACCAUCGGCAGCGACAUCUCAUCGGCAAACUAAUCCCUCUUCUUCGCUGACGGCAUCUCCAGCUCCGGCGAAGGCCCACUUUCAGAGCCAAUAUCAAGGCUCAUCCCCACUCUGCCGGCGACAUCUCAUCCCCGUUCCUGCAACAGCAUCUCCAACAAGGGUGAAGACUCCUUAAGUAUUUCCAGAGGUAUGCUGGUUUUGCUGAAGGUGAAACUAAGUGAAAAAUGCUCCAGAAUGUUCCACAUCAGAUUGUGCAAUCUCCGGCUCGGCUAGGCUUACCAAAUCCAAAUUCACCUUCUCUUCAAAACGCUACUCCGGCUAAGUUUGCCUCCCAAGCCCAGCAAUCUCAUCCACCCAAUCAACAGUCAAAUGCAUCAAGCAUUAUUCCAACUUCUUCAACACUUCUUCCUCUCCUUCCCCCUCUGCCAAGAGCUCAGUCUAUUCUUCUGCAAAUGUCCUUACUUGCCUCAAGACUCUUUGAUGUCUCACCUAAUAGGUCGCAUUGGAUUAGCGCAUUUCGAGGUUCCCUGCCCUCCUUCUUGUCUUCCCAAUCCCAACCUUUGACAUCAACUGCACCAGAUUCUUAUCCUUCUUCCUCCAAAGAAAUUCUCGCUCUUUUCACAAACCUUCAAACUCAGCUAUUUGAAGCUGUUGCAGAGCUCCAAGAAAUUCUUGAUCUUCAAGAUGGAAAACAGAAACUCUCGCAUGAAAUCAGGUCAAAAGAUGCUGCAAUUCUUGCACUUGCAAGCAAGCUCAAAGAAGCUGAGCAGGUUCUUGACAACCUUGUGGAUGAUUACUCGGAUUAUCGCCGUUCAAAACGGUCCAAGUCAGAAGAUGUUGCAGAAGAUUCUUCAACCACCACUGUGGCAUCUCAGCUGAAGCUUUCUGAUAUAUUGUCAUAUGCCCAUAGGAUAAGCUACACUACUUUUGCACCACCAGAAUUUGGUGCUGGACAGGCUCCUCUCCGUGGGGCACUCCCACCUGCUCCACAGGAGGAGCAAAUGCGGGCAUCCCAACUGUACGCUUUUGCUGAUCUCAAUGUUGGUUUACCAAAAACAGAUGAGGAUAAGAAGAAAACUAUUGAGCCAUUGAUCGAAACUCCUGUUGGGCAACCAGCAGAGCCAAAUCCACUUGCCAAUCUUGCUGGAAUGCAGGGUCUGCUUCCACCUAAUAUUUCUGUGCCAUCAGGAUGGAAACCUGGAAUGCCCGUGGAGUUGCCCAGUGAUCUACCAAUUCUUCCUCCACCUGGUUGGAAACCUGGUGAUCCAGUGGCACUGCCCCCAUUGGAUUCUCUUCCUGUACCUCCUAGAAUUGAAGAGCAACAACCUCAGCAUAUCCCCCCUCCGAUGCUUACAAAGGCACCCGAGCCUAUACAAGUUCGGCAUGUGCAGCUUGACAUUGACGAUGACAGUAGUGAUUAUAGCAGUGAUGUUGGUAGCUCUGACAGUGAAGAUUAGUCCUUAACUCCAAUGCUUUUAUGUCAUUGUAAAUUCUGAAAUGCUGCGUAGAACAUCUUUCAAAGAGGAUUGAAGUUGCUAUCUCUAGCCUGUACUUUCUGCUGAUGAAAUUGAAGUUUUACUAGAAUUCUGCAAUUCCUCAAAGGUUGUCUAACUGUGUUUGCAUACCUAGAAUAUCCUUUCAAGUUGCUGAACAUUUCUCGCAAUCCGUUCAAGUACUGGUUUUGAUUGUAAGGUUAUUGGAAGCCUG
This is a messenger RNA of Coffea eugenioides, 1792 nucleotides long. RefSeq names its product mediator of RNA polymerase II transcription subunit 4-like. Gene Ontology annotation, molecular function: transcription coregulator activity. The transcript has 3 exons. Gene Ontology annotation, cellular component: mediator complex; core mediator complex. Bases 310 to 1542 code for a protein of 410 amino acids. NCBI's taxonomy places the organism in Eukaryota, Viridiplantae, Streptophyta, Magnoliopsida, Gentianales, Rubiaceae. The record is from RefSeq and is a predicted model, not a curated record. Gene Ontology annotation, biological process: regulation of transcription by RNA polymerase II.